AUGCUGACACAGCAUCAAACGUUAGAUUUUGAUUUUAAUGCUCAACAUUUACAAGAUGGAAAUGUUCUUAUAAAAUCUGAAGACUUUCUUAAUUACUCUCCUAUGACUUCUAUUUCUCAUCAAUCUUCUCAGCAUCUGCCUAUGCAAAUUGAGCUUCCGCAAGAUGGAAUGAAUUUUGGUGGAUGGUGA
Molecule: messenger RNA, 189 nt
Organism: Dentiscutata erythropus
Lineage: Eukaryota; Fungi; Glomeromycota; Glomeromycetes; Diversisporales; Gigasporaceae
Source: the annotation of a GenBank genome assembly